Neodiprion fabricii is the source of this 2632-nucleotide messenger RNA. It is a transcript of the gene Ntan1, whose product is annotated as protein N-terminal asparagine amidohydrolase. Bases 825 to 1757 code for a protein of 310 amino acids. Gene Ontology annotation, biological process: ubiquitin-dependent protein catabolic process. The transcript has 7 exons. Gene Ontology annotation, molecular function: protein-N-terminal asparagine amidohydrolase activity. The record is from RefSeq and is a predicted model, not a curated record. Gene Ontology annotation, cellular component: nucleus. Lineage: Eukaryota; Metazoa; Arthropoda; Insecta; Hymenoptera; Diprionidae.
GACGAGGCAACAGAGAACCAAGCCGAGUCCCCAAGUCUCAUACUGUAUUCGAGUGGUCAUCUAUCCUGUAUUGUACGGCAUCUGUCUGUAAUGAUAAUACAGGAUAUCCGUGGUGAAGUGUAUUAUUCUUUUUCGGUGGUAAAAACGAUAAUCGCAACUUGAUCGACCGAGCGAAGAAAGAUACAGGUCACGUAUCCUGUGACCAUAUAUUUAUUCCGAUUGCAACGUGUGUGUCUGAAGACUUGAGGAAAGCUUCUGGAAUACCUGAAAAAUAUUCAUAAAGGCCUCGAUCGGUGUGAUUAACAGUUAUUGAUGUACAAAAAAUCAGUGAGUGACCAGGAGAAUUUUCGAAAAUUUGAAAACCGAUGUGCGAGGAACUUGACAGUGAUCAGUUUUCCUAGUGUCAAAGUUCGUUUUUUAAACUCAUACACUGGCACAUUGAUGCACUCGAUCUAUUCAACAGAAGUUCAGAUCUGUUGCACCAGUUGCUUCUGUGAAACCUGUCCUAUUAACCCUCCGUGUGAACAAUUGUUACUUCAGAGCUUUUGUCUCUACAGUUUUUCGAAGAGUUCGAGGCUUUGAAGAAAUCGGAAAUAAUUCAGGGCUUCUUCUCAAAGUGUUAACUACGUUAUCCAAAAGUUGGCGGACUCAAAACUUUGGAAUUAUUGUUCGUGACGAUUGAUCUUCAGAGAACGACUGCUUCCUAAAAGACCUAGUGUUCACACGGAGGGUUCAUCAGGUUAACGGUACAUUGGAUUUUGUGCCUGAUCCGCAGCUGAAUUCUAAAAGAAUCUCUUCGUAUUGUCGAUAUUGUUGAUUCGAGGAUGGUGUUGGUGGUGAACGGGGUCCUACAGGAGGAGGCUCCGACGAACAGCAGGUCCUUGUACGCUGCUCAUCCGAUCUACAGGGAAACUGCUGCCCAGUUACAGGCUAUACCGCCUAAAUUGAUGGGUCCCGACGGCCUGCUCUACGUUCUUCAGAGAGAAAUGGCUGCCACGUUGCCGCACGACAAAAACGUGAGUAUCCUCGGAUCCGAUGAUGUGACCUCCUGCAUAAUCGUCGUAUUAAAACAUUCUGGAUCAGGCGCUGUGGCGUUGGCACAUCUCGAUGGAACUGGAACGGAGGAUGCAGCUGCUGCGAUGAUCCAAAAAGUGACUGAAUUGGCGAUAGGCUUUCUGGAGGGACGCUUGGAGCUUCAGCUUGUUGGCGGAUAUUCAGAUCCCAGGAAUUGCUCCGAGGAUAUUUUUUAUAACAUUCUCUGCGCCUUUCACAAGCAACCAGUCGAAGUUGACCUCACGCUUUGCUGCAUCGGCGAAGUCAACACCACAGUUAGAGGCGGUAUUCACUGGCCGGUUAUUUAUGGCAUUGGCGUUGACGUGAAAACUGGUGAAAUAUUUCCUGCCAAUUUUCCUGACAAGGGACCCGACCAGGCUCUCAGAAACGCGAGACAGCUUACCGGAGGACAACAGGUGUUGGACAUUUACGACUGUACUCUGGGUCUCCUGAGGAUUGGCCCAUUCAAUUACGACCCACUCAGAGGAGUUGACCUCUGGCUGGCCCAAACGGAUCAAUUCAUCCUACAGCAUUUAUCUAGUACACCUGAAGUUGAGCCGCCCCAUUUUGUUUCUGCGGUACGUACAACUCUAAAGUACAUACAGGACAAUCAGUUUCCAGCCGUAACGGUGUUCAGAGAUAAUAGGCCGCGUUACUACCGUCGUGAUGAGGUCCACGGUGGCUGGCAACCGAUGAGAUAUUGAAGAACUUUAUCCCUCCACCGAUCGAUACUAAUGUGUCUCAUCAACGCUGUAACCAACUUUACGUCCGGUACCCGGUGCCCUGCUCUUAGAGAGUUGAACUAAGAAAAGAAGCGUUAAAAAAAUAUUACAGUUGGAGAAUUUUAUCAAUCCAAUAAAGAGCUGAUCGAUGACGUACCACCUUAACCGAAACGGUUCAGUAAACUAAGAUAAAAGCAGAGUAGAAGGAACGGGUCGAUUUAUUAAUGUUCAUCUCGUAAAUAUGCCUCCUACGUAUGACUAGUGAACGAUAUAAUGUUUAGGUAGAUAUUAUGUAAGGUCAUUACCGAUACAGUACAAAGACCGUAAAACGUAAAACGUAAAAACAAGAAAAUGCCUGAAAGACUUAGCCGACAUUUCUAAGACCAUCGUACGAGUGAUUUUUUGGGCAAUUUUUCCAGUCUUCGUGCUGAAUUGGUUAUUAAUAAAUUACCUUUAAUUUCAAAACGGCGCAUAAAAAAUUUUUUUUUUACGUUAUAUUUUAUAUUUCAAAGUUACUGUACUAUUACACAUUAUAAUACUGUGAUGUUGAUCCAGAGUGUGUUAUUGGUCAAUACGUGAUUGUUAAGAGUUUUUUAUGCAUAUGUGUAUGUACCUAUGGGCGGUGAGAAAAAAAGUUUAUUUCUAUUGGAGGUCACGUAAGUUGUUGAUUCGUGAUGUAUAUUGUUUUUCUGUUCCUUUAUUCUAUUUUUUCUAUUUCUUAAUUAAAAAUUGUUAAAUAAUUUAAAAAUCGUAAUUAUAAUAAUGAUAUUGAUAAUACCUUGGGGCCAUAACGCAUUAUGCCAUGCCAUGUAAAACUAAAAGAAACAAAAGCAAAAAAAAAAAAAAAAAGGAACCGC